This is a messenger RNA of Marchantia polymorpha subsp. ruderalis, 3833 nucleotides long. The record is from the annotation of a GenBank genome assembly. NCBI's taxonomy places the organism in Eukaryota, Viridiplantae, Streptophyta, Marchantiopsida, Marchantiales, Marchantiaceae.
GCCAUUCAGCCCCCGAGAGAUAGAGAGAGAAGGGAGAAGGUUCAGUCAGUCAGAGAGAUAGAGAGAGAGAGCGAGAGCGAGCGAAAGUGAAGAGGCUCCACUGCAAGAGCUGAGAAGUGAGUAAAUCCUUGCUUUGUUCGUUGCCUUGCAUCAGCCGGUGCUCUGAGAGUCCUCUCGCUGUUGUGGACUUGCGCCUUCGCUCAACGUGGUGGCCCUUUCGCUCGACGUGGAGUGACAAAUUCCGAGGACCAGAAAUCUAUUCAGUUUAUGCAAUUUAUGCAAUUUCCGGUUCGGGAGUAGUUGCUGGUUCAAUCGCUACAGGUCGUCGUUUGUUUUCGGGUCGUGGAGCUGCUGACCGGACAGAGCGAGCGAGCGAGGCAGCGAACGGUUGAAAUUGAUAGUGACGCAGCUCGGCUUAGCACGGAAGGGGAGAAAUCGUACAGGCGAAGUUUCUCAGACUCCCAGUCCAGGCUUUCAUAGAUACUGGGCCAAUGGUCACCUUCUCGUCGGAUUUGGUCACCCUUUAUUUCUUCAACGCUGUAAGUGAGGGAGAAAUCGCACAAUCCUCGAGGCUCACGGUGAAGCUGUGCUGCAGUUGCCAGGACCAUCCUGAUUAGACCUUAGGCCAUAAUUUCACGUGACAGUGUUUAGUUUGCAAGGGAGGCCCAGUUCAGUUCACCACCCGACUCGUCGCUUCUUAUCAUGUUCCUCAUGAGCGUUCGAAUUGGUCACCAGUAGGUCCUUGCGAGCUCCGCCUUCCGACCGGCUUGAGAACAGAGACGCACCGUCCGGUCUGCACGCACGCAGCCCUGCUCGCCUCCGUUCUCCAGAUUUUGCACCAACGCUGUCCACGCACAAUCCACAAUUUUGAUCGACUCCAGCGCUCCUCUUCUUUUCUCUGGUCCCUCCUCCUCUCCUCCUCUCUGGACCGAGGGAAUUCCAGUUCAAUUCUAGGCACCGACCGAGCGUCGACGAGACCAGGUGUUCAGAGAAAUUCUCAGAUUUAGCAAGCAGGUGUGGGAACGUCGUCGGAUUCGGACUCGUUCGCCGCUCCAAAUCCCGAGUCCACCUCGCUGCCAGCUGCAGCAUUCAGCAUGGUGAUGGCGGCGAAGGGACCAGCGUCAUCGCUGAUCUUACCACCGGGCUUCCGUUUCCAUCCAACCGACGAGGAACUUGUGCUGCAUUACCUGGGCCCUAAGGCCGAGGCUUACGUGUUCAAUCUGCCAGUGAUUGCCGACGUCGACCUCUACAAGCAUGAUCCCUGGGAUCUGCCCGACAAGGCGAUAUUCGGAGAGAGGGAAUGGUACUUUUUCAGCCCGCGCGAUCGCAAGUACCCGAACGGAGCUCGGCCGAAUCGAGCGGCGGGCUCCGGAUACUGGAAAGCCACGGGGACUGACAAACCAAUUUACAGGACCAAGGACGUGAAGACGCCCAUUAAGAUCGGCGUCAAGAAGGCUUUGGUUUUCUACAAGGGCCGUGCUCCCAAGGGAGUCAAGACCAACUGGAUCAUGCACGAGUACCGCUUGGCCGAGAAUGGCAUCUCCCCGACCCAUCACGUCCACCGCAAGGGCUCGCUUAGGCUCGACGAUUGGGUUCUGUGCAGGAUUUACAAGAAGAGCACGAACGCGCAGAGGACCGGGAAGGAGCGAGAGAGCUCGUCCUGCGUCGAGGAGGUGCUGGCCUCGCUGCCCGAGAUCGACAAUCCUCGAAUUAUGCUGCCGAGGCUGGAGCAGACCUUCAGCGGUCUGAUGGACCAGGACUUGCAGACCAUCCAGAACAUGGGCUCGCCGCUCAUGGACAGCUUCCUGACGGGCGACGGCUCGGAGAUUGGCAGCCCGAAUCCUCCGGAACAGGUGGAGUCGCCGCCAGAUGCCAGGUCCAGCGCUCUGCAGCAGCAGCAGCAGCAGCAGGGCGGCCAUGGGACGAGCUUGCAGCCGAAGAUCGAGCCCAUGACUCACGACCGGGUGAACCUGAAUGCGGAGCAGCAUCCGCUGAACCAUUCUGCGAUGGUGGGCGAAUUGGGGCCCAACAACAGCGGCGCCCACAAUGCCUGGCGCCCCAGCAAGGAUUUCAUGCAGAUGAUGUCGUCCGAGCUAUUCUUGGAGAGUCAUCUCAGGCAGAGCCCUCCGGAGCUCCUGGACAUGGAGGACGAAGCCCAGAGCUCCUACCGCGCCUCGCUCGCGAGCACGUUGAAUUACGCCUCGGGCGGGGCUCUGAACCGCCUCCAUCACCACUCCUCCGCCAGCAGCACCAACAAUAACGCCGGCAACAUUUCGUCCUUCGCCACUGCACCUUAUCUGGACCUGCAGCACCGCAGCCACCAUGACGAUGGCACCCUGGGCAGCAUUCAUGCUCACUUCACCUCGGCCGGGCCUGGGAAUCUGCUGUCGAUGUCUAUGGGCGCCAAUGCGGGCGCAAUGGGCACCAGCAGUGGGACUUCGACUGCUUAUGUGCCCAGUCUGAAUCACUUUCAGAACCAGCAGCAGCACAAUAUGAAUCUGGCGCGUCAAUCGACUGCGGCCCCUGUGUACUUCGACCUCGCGCACAGCUCCAACCUCAAUCACGAGCUGACCGCAGGAAGGGGAAGGUGAGCGGAGAAGGGCGAUCAACCGAUCAGUCCCAUCGAGAAUCCAUUUAAUGACUGGUCGAGAUCGAACAAAGGCUCCUGUCUGUGGGGGAGAAGAUCGCUCGCGCAGGCAGCUCGCUCGAACGACCUAUGACCGAUCAGAACGACGAUCCGAAUCGAACCAAGCGCUUCGGAUUCGCCUGCCGCUGCCUCUACAUCGGAACGAUGGGCAGGCAGGUCGACACCAUCACCAACCAACCAACCAACAGCAUGAACAACAGCUGCAGGGGUGUACGAAUGAGAUCCCAAGUCAAGAAGGAAGGCGGACGACGACGAAAUCGCGUGUAAAUGUACAUACGAGGUACAGUUGUACAGCUGCAGAGUCUGGACAGCCAGCUACAACCGGGACGGACAGCAUCAGCAGCAAGAGGAUCCGGUGGAUGGAGGAAGUGUCAGGCUAAGAAGGCUAAUGCGGCAACAUUCCUCAACAUUAGAUACAAUAGUCAGUCUCCAUGUGCAUAUUGUCAAAUUUUUCAUAGCCAUAGGUUUUCUACAGGGAGGGAGCCCGAUAGAAUCGAUCUAUCACUUCUAUGGAUCCAUCAAUCAAUGCCCCCAGAUAAUUAGACACAUUUUCAUCAUUUCAUUCUUUUAAAUCGUGGCGGAUUAACCAUAUCCUCCAAGAUUUUUAUUACUUUCAACAAUAAUCAACAAUUUCUUCGAAUGUCAACUGUUUCGAGUUCCAAUUCUGCCCCGUUCCAUCGCUUCUGUACAGAGUUCUGGCCUCUCAUGUCAAAAGCGGUACAGUAUGAACAUCAUCAUCAUGUGCUCUUGUUGUCGUAGUAGUGGUGGUUCUCGGCAGCGCAAGCGCAGCGACUCGUCUAGCUCCCGUAGGUCCUAGGUUCCUGUAGACGCCGCCCAGCUGCUAGCGAGCCCCAUCGUACACUAGGCUCAUGGCAUAUGGCUGUUUGGCAUUUUAUCAUAGGGCACUGCUGCUGCUGCUCAUAGCACUUACGAGUGUUGUGAGCUGAGCACUGUUGUACCCCGCCCCUUGUGGAGGCCUUCGGUGCCGAGUAUAUGGUUCCCAGUGACUCGAUCACUCGUGAGUCUCCUUCGAGCUCGAGGAACAGGGGGCUCAAUGGUCUCCACAAUCCUGUGAAUCUUCUCGGUGCCUCGAAAGUACGCUUCCUUAUUGGCAGAAGGCAUAUUAAAAUUUUGUAAUUCAUUGUAUUGCUGAGUGUCAUGAAAUCGAGUUUUGGUCCUUCCGCUC